Messenger RNA from Hirsutella rhossiliensis, 729 nucleotides. RefSeq lists its product as uncharacterized. The transcript is spliced from 4 exons. The record is from RefSeq and is a predicted model, not a curated record. Lineage: Eukaryota; Fungi; Ascomycota; Sordariomycetes; Hypocreales; Ophiocordycipitaceae. Bases 1 to 729 code for a protein of 242 amino acids.
AUGCCAGAGGCCCCCCGAGGCGGCACUGAGCCUCAAAUUGCCACGCUUGUAGUCCGCAGCGUUUCAGAGUUCAAGACCCUGAUCUUAGCCCUGAAGGAUCGCAGGACACAGAUCCCGAUAGCUAGCUCUCACUUAGCACGGUUCAAGUUAUGGGCUGGCAGCUUGGGAGCUCAUCGUCCGUCCGGAAGUCGUUCUCUUGAAUAUCGCCUUCGCGACGCGUCCUUCAUUCGCAACCACAUCAUUUCCCUUCUCCGAGACCUCUACCGCACCAUCGAUGAAGGUACCUCAGCAGCGGAGGGAACGAAUCUCGAAGUUGGAAGGAAUGAGAGUUUGGAUUCUAUCGAUGGUGAACUUGUCGAGUAUUUCCAGCAUGACGAGAAGUCUGGGUCCGACAUUGACCAGAUUCUCGAAGAGAUCGGACAUGUGGUCGACUGUCUCCUCAGGCUAUCUAUAACGAUCAGCAACCCAGCUCCUCACGACCAAUUCAAAUCGAGAGUCGGGCUAGGCACGGCCGAGAUAUUCCAAGACUGGUACAUGAAGCACGUCUUGGAAAAGUUUACUCAGGUGGACACAAAGAGGGUAGAGAGACUCGGGAGGGCCAUGGCGCGGCGACAUCUAUACUUCAAGUACCGAGAGGAUCACUCUAACAAGCUGGCUGAGGGCUUAGACAGCGAUAAGCCAGAUAAUUAUGAACACAAGACAUGGCUGGAAAAGACAUGUCUUCAGUGA